This is a messenger RNA of Dunckerocampus dactyliophorus (ringed pipefish), 16912 nucleotides long. Its product is annotated as golgin subfamily B member 1. Gene Ontology annotation, cellular component: Golgi apparatus. The transcript has 29 exons. Lineage: Eukaryota; Metazoa; Chordata; Actinopteri; Syngnathiformes; Syngnathidae. Bases 151 to 14493 code for a protein of 4780 amino acids. The record is from RefSeq and is a predicted model, not a curated record.
CUUCCUUCCACAGCUGUCCUCUGUUGACAAUUUUACCUUAUGCAUAAUGCUAUGGUGGCUGGAAUAAAAUGAUAAAGAGUUUCUGGCCAUAUCUCCAUGUGGAGCGAUCGUCGGUGGAGUAUUCUUAAAAAUAUGCACCCGGUCUGAGCCAUGCUGAAGUGGUUUUCUAAUGAGGGGGGAGAGUCUGGCGCUGGAGGCCCAGACUGUCCCCCAAGUGGAGAGGUGGAUGUUGCAGAAAUGGCAGAGCGUCUGGUCCAAACUGAGCAGCUCAUCACUCAGCUAAAAGAAAUGAUCCGGGAGAAGGAUGCAACACUUCGCACCAAGGAUGAACAGCUCAAGAUGGAGAAGGAGACAUGUGAGGCAAAACUGUCCAAGCUGCGUCUCCAAAACAAGGCCAAGGUGACCUCUCUUACCACACAGCUGGAGGAAGUGAAGAAACAGAUGGGCGGUCAGGUCACGCCAACACACGGCAAGAAGGCUCCAUCAGAAGGAGGUGAGCAAGCAAGUCGGGGGAAAAUUGUUUUGCUAAAAAAGAAGGUGGAGGAACUAGAACAACACCUUGCACAGAGUGAAAAGGAGUUAGAAAACAAGAGGAGGGAGGUGGAGGCACAGCGGCAACGAGGGGAAGAAAUGGAUGUUAUGCUGACAGAUAAGGACAAGAAGCUGUCAGAGAAGGAGGCCUACAUCAUUCACUUGCAAACAUCAAUGGCAGGAAAUACGUCUGCACAACAAAAGGUGGAUGAAGACCAUGGAACAAUGCAGGAGCUUCAGAUGCUGGUGCAGAGUCUGACCAAGAAAGUUGGAGAAGCCGAGGAACGCUACAGUUUGCUCCAGGAGCAGACAGACAGCCUGAAGGAGCUUCUGGUCACAGAGAAGGAGCAGUACAGUCAGAAAGAGAACAUGUAUAAGCAGAAUAUCCAAACCUUCAAAGAGAUCAUUCUCCAGAAAGAUCAUCAGAUAACAGAGAUCAACCAGAUGCAUGAACAGGAACUCUUCAAACUAGCUGCAACAUCUGAUGCCAGUGCUGAUCUUCAGCAGCUUUUGAAGGCAUUAAAACAGAAGCUUCAUGAGAAGGAGGAGGUGCUGCUUGGUAAAACUCAGGUCAUUGAUGUUCUACAGAAAGAGGUGGACGGCAGAGACCAGCAGAUUAAGGAGCUCACAGAGCGGAUGCGUAGACUCCAUGUUGAACGAGAGUCCCUCGAAUCUAAGAUGGAGGCAGAAAAGCAUGUGAUGCGAGCACAACUCCGUGACCUGAUAGAAAAGCACCAGGGAGAGGUUCGGCGAAUGACAGAGCAACAUCAGUCACAGUUAAGCGAAACCCAACAGGAUCUGCUGGGCCAGCUGGAGCAGCUGAGAAAUGCUGCAGUAGCACCAUGGACCAGUCAAGAGGCCCCGACCACUGAUCCAACCACUGUCCAGAGAAUAGCUGAAUUGGAAGCCCAGACAAAGCAAAAAAUUGACGAGGCAAGCAAAUCAGAGGCCAAGUUCCUGAAAAUGAAAGCUUGGUCUAAAUCUCGAAUCAGACAGCUGGAGGAGGAGCUCAAGAAAAGCCAGGCUGGCAUCGCCCCUCCUGAUCUGACUGCCCUGCGAAGCCGUGUCACUGCCCUUGAGGAGGAGCGGGAGGAAUACCUUUGGAAGGUGGAGCAGUAUGAGGAACUCAAAGCAAAGAAUGAUAUGUUGGAAGCUAAACUGGUGGUAUAUGAGGAGCAACAAAGGACACUACAAGCCGACCUGGAACAGUUCACAAAGAGAGCUGCCUCUCAGGCAAGUGAAUCCGGCAGUGCUGAUGACACUCAAAGUCAGGUUUUGGAGUGGCAGGAAAUGGUCGCUGAGGCAGUCAAUGCCAGGGAUCAUGCCAGGGAAGAGAAGGCUGCUAUGGUUCUUCGCAUUAGCCACAUGGAGGAAGAACGAGAGGCUUUGGCCACUCGGCAGCAGGAGUUGGAGGAGGAGCUGGCUCAAGCAAGGGGGCUCAGCCAACACGGGGGCAAGAAGCUAGCAGAACCAGCUCAACGGAGCCUACAGGAGGAUUUUGAGUUUGAUGGACAAGGCCUCUUCCAGGAACCCCGGCAUACCUCGGAGAGCACAACCCCAAUGGAAGGAGAAAACAUGGGAGGUUGGUGGCCUGAAUACAGUACUCCUGACACAGAUGGUUUGCGAUCUGUGGUGGAGGAGCUGGAGCUGGAAAGGAAUCAACUCCAGGAGCAGAUACUGAGCCUAGAAGAGCGCUGUCAAGAUCUAGAAGAUCGGCUACAGCUGCAAGCACGCAUUGAGGCCUUGCAGAAUGAGUAUGAGAAAUUACAGAGCCAGUUUGCUUCUGUGCGUAGUCAGCAUAGCAGAGAAGCAGAAAAGCAUCAGCUGCUGGUUAGCCGUCUCAAUGAACAACUUAAAGGGAUGAGUGACACACAAGAAUGCCUGGAAAGCUCACUCAUUGAGAAGGAGAAUACAUUAGCGAAGACAUCAGAAAAACUUGAGCUCAUCAACAGCCUCCGAGAAUCCUUGAGUGAAAAGGAGAUUCAGUACAAGGAGAUGUCUGACAAGCUCCUUCAGACUGAGCAAACACUCGAGAAAGUUUCCAAAAAGAGCAGUAUCUCAGAGAAACACUGCUCUGAGUUGAAAGGAGAAGUUUGUGACCUCACGCAGAAGCUGAAUGGGCUCAGAGACAAGACUCAAAAACAGGACAUCACCAUAGAAACUUUACAGACUGAGUUUGAGCAAACCAAUGAAGAACUGGACAAACUAAACACAUCCCACCUGGAAGAAAGAGCUCAACUCAUUCAUGAUCUUCAAAGCUGUGAGCGGGAGAUUGACAGUCUGAAAGAUAUUCUAUCUGCAAAAGACAAAGAGAUUUCGGCCCUGAAUGGCAGCGUGCUCGAGUAUACAGAACAGGUUACCAUUCUCAAACAAGACCUUCGACUCAAAGAAGAAACCCUGCUACAAGUGGAAAAUGCACUGACUAAGGCAGAGCGAGAGGCCAGGAUUCUUCAUGACUCACAGACUUCAGAUCAGCAAGUCCUAAAUAGUAAGAUUGCAGAGCUUGUGGAGAAUCUCAAGUCUGUUGAGGUGGAGUUAGACAAGACCAAAGAAGAAAGCAAGUCCAAAGUUGAUGAGAUGAACCAUCUAAGAAAACAGGCAAAGGAUGAUAAGAAAGCUAUUCAGCACCUGCAAGACCUGCAAGCUGAUGCACAGAAACAGAUAUUGAGUCAUCGUUCCCAACUUUCUGAAUGUGAAAAAGUCAUUUCUUCACUGAAGGAACAGCUGACCUUAUCUACCCAAAGGCAACUAGAGUCAGAGGAAGUCAUUGUGCAGCUCAAGAACAUCAACACGAACAAUGAGAAAAAUGCUAUGAGAGAAGAGAUCUACGAAAAAGAACUGAAAACUUUGAAGGAUGAAAAGAACAAGCUCCUAUCCCAACUGGAAAAAUACAGUCAUGACAUGGAGUUGUUAUCUCAAGAAUUAAAGGAGCGAGCGCAGAUUGCUGACAGUGUCAAACAAGAGAUGGAGAAAAAAAUGGAAAUCAUCACAUCACUGGAAAACCAAAUCAGGGCAAAUGAUAUCCAGGCAGAGGAUGAGAGACAGAGAAUUAACUCUGAAUUGCAAGUUAGGGAUUCUGAAAAUCAGAAGUUGUGCAAAGAAAUUGAUGUCAAAACUGAAAACAUAUCCAAAAUGGAGAACACCUUAAAACACGUUGAGGCUCAGAAAGAGCAGUUGCAAGCAAAGCUUAGACGGCUCACUGAAGAACUUGAGCUACAGAAUCUGAAUGGACAGCAACUAACUGAAAAGAUGACAGCUGCUCUUGAACUUAACAGCAGUCUGGAGAAGCAAGUACAAAGUGUUACAGAGGAGAAUGAACGACUUAAGGUGGAAGUUACAUUUGAAAGAGAUUCUUUGCAUAACAAAUUAACCACAAUACAGUUACAGCAUUCACAAAACGACAUUAUUAUUCAAGCCUUACAAAAACAAAAAGAACAUCUGAUUCUACAAACUAACGAAUUAAAGAGAGAUGCCGAACAAAGCACACUCUCACACAGCGAGGUUCUCCUGGCUAAAACCAAUGAAUGUGAUCAUCUCAAUCAGUUACUCGGGGAGAAGGAGAACUUCAUUGCACACCUGCAAGGAGAACUGCAAAGCUACAUUGCUAAGGUGGAUGAGUUGCAGCAUACCGUAGAGCAGAGACAGCAGCUCGCCUCCGUUCUUAAAGAGGAAUUAGAGACCCAACGAAAUGAGCAAACACAGCUUCAACAAACAUUGUCUCUCCUUCAAGAACAGGACUGCAGUCUGAAGUCUGGGUUAAUGGAGAAGGAUGCCAAUUUGAAGGAAAAACAGGAUGAGUGCCAUAGUUUGCAGAAUGAAAUUAUUCUACAUAGGAAUUCGGUUUCUGAGCUUCAAGUGAAUGUUGAGUCGCUCAGUGCCGAACUCUCACUGCUUUGCAAGAAACUGGAAGAGAGAGAACAGCAAUGCCAAAAACAAAAAGAUGACUUGGAUGAUGCAACUCAAACUAUCAAGUCUUUAAAUGACAAAAUCAAUGAAAUACAAGAACUUUCCAGAAAAUCUGAGUCUGAAGCUGUCUCAAAGGAAACUGAGCUGAGGACCCUUCAGAGUGAAAUUGAUAGCAUUGUAGAACAAAAGAAAGACCUUGAUGCAGCUUGCAAAUCCAGAGAAAAUCAGCUUGAGGAGCAAAUACAAAUUGUGUCAAACCUUGAUAAACAGCUCAAAGUCACUCUUGAACAAAACUCCAGUUUUAGCAUGAAAAUAACUAGUCUAACAGAAGACAAUCAACAACUACAAGAAAAGUUGUCCCAAAACCAUUCGUUAGCCUCUGAGUUAACCACCAAGAAUAACCUGCUGCAAAAACAGAAAUCUGAGCUUGAGGUUCAUAUCUUAAAUAAUCAGAGGGAAAUGAAUGAUGUUCUGAAUGAAAAAGAUAAGCUUAUCGUUGCAGUCAGUAAUAUGAAGCAGGUCCUCAAGGAAAAUGAAAUGUCUAACAAACAGAAAACAGAAGAAUUUAGCUCUCUUUCAAGAACACUGCGUGACAGAGAACAACAACUUCAGAAUUUACAAGAGCAAGUUAGUCAGCAAAGCCUGUUACUGGUUGAGAAAGAACAAAUUCUGUUGGACAGGAAUUGUCAGUUGGAUACCCAGCAGAACCAACAACUGCAAUUGCAGGAUACAAUAUCUAUGCUUAAAGAACAGGGAUCUGUGUUAAAGUCAGGGCUAAUGGAGAGGGACACAAUGUUGCAACAGAAAUCAGAGGAAUGUAUUGUAUAUCAGAAUGAAGUGAUCCUGCAGAAGGGCCUUGUGUCACAGAUACAGUGUGAGAUUGAGUCGCUCACCCAAGAGUGUUUCGAUGCCAAGCAACAGUUGGUGCAAAAGGAGCAGAUGUUAAAGGAUCUAACGAAUGAUUUUGAACACCAAAAGAACGAGCUAAAUAAACGUAGUGAAUCAGUCAUUUCACUUGGCAGUCAGAUUGGAGCCAUGAACGAGAGUUUUGCCGAUAUGGAGAUUGAAAUGACCAGUUUAAAGGAUGCCGUAGAGAAGCUCACUUCAGAAAAGUGUCAGCUCACACAAGAGAAGGACCGAGGGAAUGCUGAGAUAGUUGAUUUAAAAGAUGCCAUUCAAGCACUGACUGAUCAGAAUAUGCGAUUCCAAUCUGAAAUUGAGAAGUCUUUUCCAGAGCUGUCCAAAGCACACAAAGACCUUACAGAUUUAAAAACAACACUAAGUGACAGGGAACUUCAGGUGAAAACUUUACAGUCGGAGAUGGAACAGCUUCAUUUUGCCACCCAAGAAAAAGAUAACUACGUGAAACAGCAGGAGCAUGCAAUCCAACAACUUAAUAGUCGGAUUUCUGAACAGGAGGGGCUGCUGAAACAGAAAGAUGAUGAAACAUUCAGUUUAAGGAUUCAAGUUACAGAACUCAUAGGUCAAGUAGAAACCAUUACGUCUGAGUCCACUGCAUUAAAAUAUACAGUGGAGAAAAAGGAACAGGCUAGUCUUGAAGAUGGAAAAAAAUUCUCGCUUAUCACUGAAAAUUUGAACGCCAAAUUUCAAGACAAAGAAAAGGAGUGCGAGAGCCUGAAAGAGCAAAUUUCACACGUUGAAGAAUCUGUUUUAAAAAUUAACAGUACCCUCCAAACACAAAGAGAAGAAACAGAAAAUCUGAAAAAAGCCUUGGAAGAAAAAGAGCUGAAUCUUAUGGCACAAUCACAAUCAUUUGAGGAUUUGCAGAGGAGAGCGGAUGAGUCGUUGCUCUUCAAAAGUCAGUUCAUGGAAAGCACAGAGUUAUUGUCACAGCUCCAGAGUCAAAUUCAGACGCUGUCCUCUGACUCUGAGAACCACAGAAAGUCAGCAGAAGAAACACAAAGUGCCUUCAUUAACCUGCAAGAAAAGUAUGCAGCUAAUUUGGAGGAUUUGCAAGAUGUGAGAAAGCAACUGUCCCAAAGGACUGACGAAGUGUUAACCCUUAGGAAGCUGUCAGAUGACACCAAUUGUGAACACAAAAGAGCACAGACCGCAAUAGAAACUCUGAAAGAUGAGCUAUCGACAAUCCAACACAAACUUGAGCAGACACAGGACCUGAAUUCUCAGCUGUCAAAAGAAAAGGAAGAAGCAUUCAGCUCUCAUCAAGCACGUGUCUCCCUUUUGACCCUCGAAAUAGAAAGACUAAAAACACAACAUCUUCAAGUUGUGGCACAAAUGAAUGCACUGACAGAAAACCUGGAACAGAGAGAAAUGGCGCUCCAUGCGAUUAACAGUCAAUGCACAGCCCAAGCCAAACAUACGUCUCAAAUGAUUUCAGAAAUACAGAAACUAGAAUUACAGAAUAAGAAACUUAUUGAAGAGAUUCAAUUGUCAAAGGAGGAGCACCAAUGUUCUCUCACAACAGUUAAUAAUGAAAACACACAUUUGGUCAACAACAUUAGAAAACUUCUUGCAGAGAAGGAAGAGCUGGAGAGACGACACCAUGAAACUGGGGCAUCCCAGGGGGAGCUCAUGGCUCAUAUGGAGCAGCAGUCCCGCAGCAUGAGCGAAAGCAUCGAGAAAAUGCUGUCAGAGAAGGAGAGCCUUCAAGCAAAGGUUAGUGUCCAAGAUGAAGAAAUAUCUCAAUUAAGAGAAAAUCUUCACAAGGCCGAGCACAUUCUGCAAGACUCUGAGAAAGAGUGGCUGCUAGUUCUAGAUAGAGAAAAACAGGAUAAGAUUCUACUUGCAGAACAGUUGAGUCAUGUUGAAAAGGAAAGAGAGGAGAGAGAUCAUGAAAACGGUCACUUGCAACAGGCUAUUAAAGCUGUGGCGCAUGAGUUAGAACUACUUUUAAGAAAAAACAGUGGUACAGUCCUCUCACCCAUUGCCACUUUAAGUGGAGACAGAUCACAUUUACACCACAUGAUAAAACAAGUUGAAGCAAGUCAUCAGUCUGAAGUAGAUGCUUUGACAAAGAUGUUUGACAGUACUAGAGCAGAUUUACAAAAAGUUAAAAGUACACUUGAUCAUUGUGAGGUUGAAAAAUGCCAAGAAAUUGAGAAUUUACAGAGUCAGUUGAAGAUUGAGGUAGAGAAAGUGACAGAAGCUAUCCUUGAAAACUCAUCUUUACAUGAUGAACUUAAAGCAAAAGACAAUCAAAUCAACUGCAUGAGCAUUCAGAUUAGUCAGCAAAAGGAUUUACUUGGUGGGCUCAGUCAGCAAUUAAAAGAUAAGGAUGCAUCCAUUUCCCAAGUCAUGGAAGCGGCCUUAAAUGAAAGGGUGAAACUUGGUGAAGAAAAGGCCCAUCUAUCAAAACAACUCGCAAGCGUUGAAAAAGAUUACCACGCUUCCACAAAGCAGUAUGAGGACAUUUCUCGGCAGCUGGAAGAACAUGUUUCAUGUUCACUCAAGGAGAAUGAAAUUCAAGCAUCAGAAAAGCUUGAACUGGUAAAGGAAAACAGUGAGCUAAAAUUUGAACUAUCAAAAGUAUCGGAAGAGAAAGAUAUGGUCAAGAAAAAACUGAAGGCUUCUCUCUUUCUCCGAAAGGAUCUGUUGAAAAAAAUUGAGGAGUUAGAAAAACAAAAUGAAGAGAGUAUAAACGAGGAUAUUUCAGUUUUACAAAACAAACUAUUAGAAAAGACCAAACAAGCUCAGUCCGUAGCGGAAAUGUAUGAGGAUAGGGUUUCUUUCCUUGAAAAGGAAUGCCUUGAUAAAGUCAAUGAGGUACGUGAUCACACGAUGCAGUUGCAAUCAGAAAACAACACUUUGCAAGCCACAUUAAGUGAGAAAGAAAUGUGCUUGUCAGAAAUGUUACAAUCACUCAAUGAAAAAAGCGCCCUCAUCAAACAACUUAAGGCAGUUGCUGCUGAGCGUGAAGAUAACUUUGAACAAGAUAAGAAGAGCAUGAUGCAAAAAAUGGAAAUGCUCGAGAGUGAAAUCGAGGCCUAUAAAACACAAUUGAAGGACAAAUAUGUCUCCAAUAAUACUGCUGUUGAAUUAGAAAAUGAGCUGACACAAAUGAAGCAAGAAAAGGCAAUGCUGCAGAAAAAGACACAGGCUGCAUUGUUGGCACGAAAAGAGACUAUGAAGAAAGCUCAAGAAAGUGAGAAGUCAUUAACCAAAGAAUUAAGUGAGCUGAAAGAUGAAUACAAAGCUGUCUUGGAGCAACACUGUCAGCAGACUAAAGAGCUAAAUGUUGUCCAGUUGGAAUUGAAUGAGAAGCUCAGUGAAUUGGAAGAACUCCAGAAAACACUGUCUUCUUAUUCAGAUGAACUGGAAACUUUAAGACAGCUUGUUCAGGAGAGGGAUCAAACUGUGCAAGAUUUAAAUAUUUCCUUGGCAGAAAAGGAGAAUCAGUGUCAUUCUCUAUCAAACCUGCAAACAGAAUUGGUUACUAUGAAAGCACAAUUUGAGUCCUUUAAGAAGGAAAGUGAAGACAAGACUCUUGUUUCAACGGAGAAAAAAGCAGAAAUGUCAAACUCAAAUCUCCAUGUGGCUCAGAGUGCCUUAGAGGAAGCUCAAAAAGCAGUAAAAGAGCAGAGAGAAAUGGCGACGAAAUACCAAAAACAACUCAAAGAUUCUCCUGGAACAUCCGAAAUAAAACAUCAAAACUCAAUGGAAGAGAACAAAACUCUUUUGGAGCAAGUAGCAGAGAUACAGCAACAUCUGAGUGAGAAGGAAAGUAGUUUGACGAACAGUCUUGAAAAAGAACAGUUAGAUUGUACUGGAGAAGGAACAAAUGUGGAAUCAUUGAAGCAAGAAAAUGAAAAUUCUGUCAGGAUAAUUGCUGAACUCAGGGGUGAGUUAGCCAUGCUUCAUUUGCAGCUGCACCGUUGCAAAAAUGCCAGAGAGCCAUUUCAUGAAGACACACCUGAGAGCGCCAUCAAGCAAGAACAUGUUACUCAAGAUGAGGUCAGUCUUGUUUACAGACGUACUCGAGACUCUAAAGCAACUCCGAAUCAGAAUGAUGAGUCCGAGAUAUCAGCAAGGGAUGAUCUGACUCUUACACUUCAACAGCAAAGUAAAAGUCAUGUAAUGGCCAAUACUAAUAUGAAAAGAGAAGUUGAUGAGCUUCAUAAAGCUCAGGAAGAUUGUGACAGAGUAAACGAUCAGCAGAACUACAAUAAAACGACCCAACUAAGCAGAAAACUUCAAGCAGCUUUAAUCUCACGGAGAGAACUCUUGAAGGAAAAUGCAUCACUGAAGGAGCAAGUUGAAAAUCUGUCUGACAAAGUUAUAAAUCUGUCUGACAAAGUCAGCACCAAAGAAGCUGAAUGUUUGACUCUGGAAUCGUCCUUUUCAAGCCUGAAACAACAAAAUAUUGACCUGGAAAGCAGUAUUAAGAACGUUAACAUGGAUAAAGAGAAGCUUAGCUCAGAAGUUGAUCGCAUCCUGAAUGAUAAUUGUAAUCUGUCUGAUGCAUGUGAAAGCUUGAAGCAGACCAUCGAAAACAUCACCCAACAGAAGCAAGCCUUUUCCUGCCAGCUGGAAUCUCUGAAAGACUCUCAGACAGAGGAGCUGACCAAAUGGAAGUCAAAGCACUCAGAACUUAAACAAGACUAUGAGUCUCUUUUACAAGCAUAUGAAAAUGUUGGCACAGAAAUGGACAAGAUGAGACAACUUCUGGAGGGGGCCAAAAGAGAACGACAGGAAGCCCUCGGCAAACUGCACAAAUGUGAGACUGAGAUGAAAACCCUGCAGGACCAAGCAAGACAGUUGGAGGCAGAACAUGAAAGGUUGAAAGAGAAAAUGUACACUUUUUCAGAAGAAAAACGUCAAGAUACGGAAGAUAUGGCGCAAGCAAAUGAAAAAAUGAGAAGACUGUCUGAGAUGAGUGAAAACUACAGGAUGGCGAUGACUGACCUUACUAAUAAAAAUCAACACUUAGUGGCUGAACUUCUCCAACUGAAGUCAGUUUCGGAGGGCUACAAAAAUGAACUUACAGAGAUGCAGGCUGAAAAUAGGGAACUAACUGAAAAGCUUCAAGAAGCUACUUGUUCGUCAGAAAAACACUGCUUAGAAUCAAGAUCUUUUACAGAGGACAUGCAGCUUAAACUUGACCAGUCACUCAGCUUGAAUAACUCACUGGUGGAGAGCCAGAAAACACAACAUGGUGCUCAGUUGGAAAGCAACAAUCUAUUGCAGAACAAAGAAAGAACUGAAAUCUCAUACAGCGAUCAUGAAAUACAGUUGACAGCAAAAGACGACACCAUUAAUAAUCUUAAAGAAAUAGUGAGUCAGCACAGCCAAGAAACGAUUAGUCUCAUUGAGAAGGUCAAAAUUUUAGAAGAUGACAAGUGUCUUCUGCAAGAGGAGCUUGAAAACAUUCAAGAGAUUUCAGACAAAGUGAAAAAUGAAAACGACUACUUGGAAACUGUGAUCCUCAAAAACUCAAAAAAAAUUGAUGAGCUUUCUGAGUCUAUCAGUGUUUUGCAAGCUCAAAACAUGCAGAUAUGUUCUCAGCUGACAACAAGCAAGGACAUGUACAGCCAGCUUUACCAAGAAAAAGAGGAUGAGCAUCUUAAAUUAGUUGGAGAGCUUGAGGAAAAGCUCAAGACGAUGCAACGUGGCAGGGAUGGGUCCAAGAGUGUCAGUAAAGAAUUGCAAGAGCUUCUAAAAGAAAAGCAUCAAGAAAUAAAUUAUCUCCAGCAAAACUGCAUUAAAUACCAAGAACAUGUUUUACAUUUAGAAAGCGCUCUGAAGACCUCAGAGUCAGCUUGUGAAAACUUGGAAAACGAUUGGAAAAAACUCUCUGAGAAGAUGUUUGCCGUUGAAGAGAAAAACAAACAUCUUGAAGCAGAUUUAACCACAUCUGAGGCUCACCUCCAGGAGGCCAAAGAGAAGAUGGAGAAACUUGAGUGUCAAAGAAACCAUCUGAAAUUAGCUCUAGAAAAUGUCAAAUCUGAGAAAACAAAAGUAAAGGAGGAUUCAGAAAAACAUGUCAACUCAUUCAGUGGCAAUGAAGUGAUGUUGCAGAAACAGAUAGAUGAUCUUCAGGAUUCUAAUAAUCACGAAAGUCAAACAGUUGCCGAAUUAAAGCAACAGAUAGAUUCUCAACAUCUGAAGAUCAACACUCUAAAGAGAGCACUGGAGACUAACGAAGUAAAGCUAGAUGCUUUAUCAUCUAGUCCUCAAGGGGCAAAUACUACAAAACUUUGGAAUGAUUUGUACCAAAAGUCGUUGCACGAGAAAGAUAAUCAGCUCAAUGAACAAGGUUCUGCAAUUAAAAGAUUAAGGGAGGAUCUGCAAAUGAGCAAAAAAGAGGUGAAUGAACUCGCAAUGACUAAGUCAAGACUAGAAAAGGCACUCAACGACUAUUCUGUUGCUUCUGCUGCACAUCAAAGGCAGGUCUUGGUUCUGAGUGCAAGCAACGCUGAAUUUGCUGAGACUGUAAAACUUCUAACUCUUCAAGUAAAGGAACUCAGUGCUCAGAUUGAAGGAGUAAACCAAGACAGAAACGACCUAAAAAUGCAUAUUGCUGACAAAGAAGACAAGAUUUCCCAGUUGCAUUUUCAUUGCGAGCAGACAGAAAAGCUAAAUGGCGACUUGGAAUCUCAGCUGCGUCUUUUGCAAUCUCAAAACGAUAACAUCUUUGCCAAACUGGAGAAGCAGAAUGGAAUUUCUCUCCAACUGAAAACCCUUCUUCAAAGUAAAAAUGUCGAGAUUUCCACUCUUUUGACAUGUAGGGAUGGCCAUAUGUCAGGAUAUCUUGAGCAACUCCUGGCUAAUUAUCGCUCCCAGGAAGCCGUUUAUGAGGACAGGUUAACAUCUUUACAUAAUCAAAGAGAAAAGGCCGACAAAAAGUUCAGAGAGCUUGAGGCCAAAGUCAGAAGUAUGACAAUUAAUUUAAAUAGAUCCGUUCAGGAAAACGAGCAGUUAGCAGCCAAGAUGGUCGUUGUCAAGACGUCAAUGGUAUCUUUACAGCGUGAAAAAGAGCGACUGAUGUCAGAAUACAGAAUACUUGAGGUAAAAAAUCAGGCAGAACUUAAAAAUAAAGCAGACUCUCCUGAUAGUGAAGGUUUUUCAACUAAAGACCUUAAACAUGAAGUUAAGAAAUUAUUACAUCAGAUGGAUGACCUCAAUUCUGAGAAUGCUAUGCUCAGGGCCCAGCUCAUUCGUUACAGAGAGGAUCUGAAUCAAGUUUUAUCCCUGAAAGACAGUCAGUUGAAAGUCUUGCUCAAAAAGCAACAGGAUGUGAUCAAUAAUCUUGAAGAUCAAAAGACUGCAGCUGAAAAGGAGUGCAAGGUGUCUCAGUCGGACCUCCAAAAGGCAGAAAAUGUUAGCAGUACUUUGAAGACUGAGAUUUCGAAACUUAAAUUGCAGGUAACCCAACUGCAAAGUGACAUUGUGAGCCAAAAAGCUACAAAUGAAGGCAAGGUCAUUGCUGAUCUGCAGCAAGCUGUGGCAGCUAAAGCAGCCGAAUGUAAUGACCUUCAGCAAAAAGUUGUCUCUCAGAAAAGCCAAAUUGAUGACUUGAAUGCGAAAAUGCAACUGCUCGAAAAGGAAACUGACAAAAAACUAAGCGACGCGGAUGAUAAAUAUAAUAGUGAACUGCAUGCCUUGGAACGUGAGCUGGAGCUAGUCAGGAACGAGCGAGAGACAGCCGAUCAAAGGCUUACAGAGCUUGCACAAGACCUACUGGAGAUGGAGCAACAGUUGUCGUUGGCCCAGGUGCAAAAUAAAGACAUGAAGGAUCAAAAUGAGUCCCUGUGUAAAGCCAUGGCUGCCUUGCAGAAUAAUCGGGACCAGCUCAUUGAGGACUUUAAGGUCUUACGAAACAGAUAUGAUGAAGAACUCAGAGAGACUCGUAUAGCUCUGAACAAAGUUGAGCGCAAUCUCCAGGAUGCUACAUCAGACUUGGCUAUGAUUACCAAAGAAAGAGACAUUAUUGUUCAGAAAUUAAGAGCCCUGGAGAGAAAAGAUUCUCACAAGGAGCUGAACAAGUUGUUGGAGGACCUGUCAAAAGCUUUGUCAGAAAAGGAAAAACAACUGACAAAGGUUGUCCUGGAAAAUAGCACAUACACCAGGCAGCUGUCUGCGUUCUCCAAAUCCAUGGCCAGCCUCCAAAAUGAUCGUGACAGACUGGUUUAUGAGUUGGAAGGGGCUACAAGAGAGGUUGAGUCCAGGCAAAAGUCAGGCCUAGACAUUGUCUCGACCUUGAAUGUGGAAAAGUCAAAAGGAAGUGCUUUCCAGAUUGAAAAAGAUGGGGCGAUGAAUGAGCAGCUACCUGCACUGUCACCCAGGAAAGAAGACAGUAGUUCCCAGGAAAAAAACACAAAUAAAAGGUUUGAAAGAGACACGCAACAAAUCAAGGAAACGGUGAACAUUACAAGCCACAGUGGAACGGAUGAGGCAGUGAGACAACUUGAGGCAGAAAGAGUCCACCUUCACAAAGAGCUGCAACUCUGCCUCUAUGAAAUUCAAAAACGAGAUCAGUACUUCCAGCAACUCAAUUCUAAGCUGCAGCAGUCUAUGGAGGAGAAAGGCGCUGUGGCAGCCCAGCUGAGAGUUGUCUCCCAAAACCUGAGGGACAGCCAAAAUCGUUGCCAUUUGCUGGAAACCCAAAUCCAAGGCCAGGGGCAGGGGUCAGGAAAUGCAGAGGUUGCUCCCGGAGCCCCUCACGAGAGGAGCAAUAACAUAGUUCAUUCUCAAAGAACUGAAGACAGUCUGCUCAGAGAAAGACUUCUGGAGGUGGAACAGAGUCUGGCUGACGAACGAUCCAGAAGAGAGGCUGCUGAAGAGGCUUUGCAUCUUGCUGAAGUCAGCACAAAGAGUCUCUCCAGAGAUCAUCAGAGGGACUUCAGUAUCGAGAUGGAAGCAGAGGACGAGUGGGAAGCUGUCAGUCUCAACCCAAACCAGCCUCUGAUAACACGAAGGGUGAAAGGUGGGAUGAUGGCAUGUCGACGUUGGGUCAGAGGAAGGAGCCUCUACCUUUCCCGGCUGCUGACUGGCCGUGUACGCUCUCGUUACUUCUUUUUGGCCUACUUGCUCACAAUCCAUGUGCUCCUUCUAAUGUGCUUCACCGGUGCCCUGUGAAAAGGUCAACAGGUAUGAGCUGUGGACUAAAGGAAGUUGGUGAUUCUGACUGGGAUGAUGAAAGGCUAUUGUAUUUUCUGUUGACUUGUUUGGUGAGGGCUCCACAAUGUCAAUCACUUGUAUUGCUAAAUGUCAUAUCAAGCCUUAAAGUUCCCAUAUGAUACUAUUUGUUCACGAAAUAAGUCAGGGGUUGCACUGUAUUGAAAGAUUUAUUGCUAAUGAGCUGAGUUUGUCUCCAAGAAGAGCGAUUGUGUAGUUCAGGGGUGUCCAAGCGUUUUCCAGUGAGGGACACACAGUGAAAAAUGAAAGGAUGCAAAGGCCAAGUGGAAUUUUGUAAAGCAACCCAUGUAGAUAUGCAAAGAAGUUAUAUAUAGUUCAAGAAAAAAAAAGCAUUCCCGCUUUGUGAUAUAGGUGAAAUCCAGCUAAAAUUACAUUUUCCCUAUAAUAUUCCAAGUUUAUUCUUGUGAAACUGCGACUUUUUUCCCUCAUUUGAUUACAACUUUUUUCUCUUCAUGUUUUGACUUUAUUCUCAUAAAAUUACAGCUGUUUUGUCCAUUUUUUUGUAAUAAUUUCAACUAUUUCAACUUUCUUCUUGUAAAUAUUCUUUUGGUAAUAUUUUGACUGAGUUCCCGUAAUAUUAUAACUUUUUCCGCAACCUAAUUUUUUAAAAAUUACAACGUUAUUAUUUAAUUAUUGUAAUUAUUGUAUUUAAAUAUUUAUUAUAUUUAGAUAUUAUAAUAUUAUUAUUUUUUUAAUCUUUUAUAUUUAAGCUUUAUGGUAAUAAGAUUAUUUUUCUUCAUAUUACUACUGUAUUCACCUGAAAUUUCGACUUGUGACAACAUUUUGACUUUAUUCUUUGAAAAUUACUGCUGAUUUUGACAUUUUUGCUGUUCUGCUGCAGGUGAAAAAAAAAAACAAAAAAAAAAACCAGCCAUUGGCCACAAAUGGCCCCCGAGCCACACUUUGGACACCCCUGGUGUACUACAUCUUUGUCAGUCGCUGACUGACAUAUUGUUGGCUGGCAGAGCUCCAGGCUUUACUUCAAGAUGUGUAGCGAAUAGGGGUGUCACGAGACGAGACGAUACACGAGAUGGGUCUACGAGGACGAGAUGAGAUUUUAACUUUUAAGAAGAGUACAAUGGAAAAAAAACAAUGUAUUGCAGUCUACUAGUAUAAUUUCCUAAGGUACACUCUUCUGCACUCUGUGUGUAUGCUAGUAGCCCCGCCUCCACCCACCAAAACAAAAAGACUGUAUGACUGCCCAAAAGGGCUCACUCUGUUCAGGCUGUUGUUCUAUGGAACAAAUGCACCAAGGUGCUGAAACCAAUGCAGAGCGAACUCUCUUCCUGCCUGUUUGUGAGAAAAGAGGAAAACAGACACACAUGCACAUGGCAAUAUAUUGAGGCUGGCAAAAUUAUCAAGUGUCCACAAGACAAGAAACCUUGUCAUAUUUUAAUUUUGCGAGAUCUUGUGACACCCCUAGUAGUGUCAACAGUUUUUCUGCAAAGUCCUCUAUGAAGUUAUGUGCAGAUGUCCUUAUGUUGUGAAAACCCAGCACUCCAAAGCAGACCGUCUGCGCAUCUUGUUUGCGUGAUGCAAACACGUGAUGAUGACGAGAGUAGGGCUGCAACUAAAGAUUAUUUUCUCAGUCGAUUAAUCUGAAGCUUGUUAUUUUGGUUAAUCAAGUCAUGGGUUAAGCCCAAAACGGACCAAGUCAAUAUGAACCAAACAUAGUUAGUGGUUUGGUCCCCAACAUAUCAGAAAAGAAGCAAAAUGUCCAUCCAGCGUGGGUUUGUUUGGACAAAGAUGCUGGAAUGGAAAUCCAUUCCUAACACCAUAUCCAUCACGGAAAUCUCAUCACCUCUCAUAGCUAAUGCCAUGGAAACGUGUUUGAUUGAAUAAUGAAUGUUGGUGCACUUGUCUUGCUUUAUGUAAAAGCUCGCACACAAUCCUUAUGCUGAGUAAAAGUAUGCACUGUGUUUAUAAUCAUCUCAAAACAGACAGAAGCUGGGAAUCCCAACACCUCAAGUUUUUUUAAGCAUAAUUUCAUUUUGUGUGGUGUCGGAUGAGAGUUUCUUUCAUCUCAGCCAUGGCAAUAUUUUGUUAUUGAGAAAAGACUGUUUUGGUGAUAUGUUGAUUGCAAAAAAAAAAAAAAAAAAACUAUAUAUUUCUUUGAACAUAAAUGAACAGUUUUUGUUAGAAAUGAUUAUUUUGUAGAAACGCACCAAUCUGGUGGGUUAAGUGUACAUGUUUAAUAACACUGUAUAAAAGCAUAGCAGAGCUUAUUUAUGAAAGACUACUAGACGAGUGAAAAAUGUGUGCUCUGUUUUUGAGAGUUUAUGAUCCUGUUGGCCUUGAUGACAUUAGGCUCCACUUGGUACAAUCUAUAAACUUAAUAAAACCUGCUGAUUUUCUUUGU